This is a messenger RNA of Didymodactylos carnosus, 708 nucleotides long. NCBI's taxonomy places the organism in Eukaryota, Metazoa, Rotifera, Eurotatoria, Philodinida, Philodinidae. The record is from the annotation of a GenBank genome assembly.
AUGGCUCAAUCCGUUAUGAAGAAAAUAAUUGUAUUUGGUGCAACAGGUAUGAUUGGUUCAGAAUUAGUGAGACAAGCGGCGAAUGAUUCAUCCAUUGAAUUAAUAACAACAAUAACACGUAAACCGCUGCCUGAUGAUAUUAUUCGGUCAUCAAAACUCAAUCCAAUUAUUCAUAGAAAUUUCUUAGAUUAUUCAUCAUUUGACAAUGUAUUUUUGGCACAUGACACUUGUUUAUGGUGUUUGGGCAUAUCACAAAAUAAAGUCAAUGAAACAGAAUAUUACCAAAUAACGUAUGAUUAUGUUAUGGAAGCAGCUAAACAAAUGUUAAAAUCUAACCCAGAAAUAACAUUUUUAUUUGUCAGUGGUGAAGGUGCUGAUUCAACUGAGCAAAGUCGAUUUUUAUUUGGACGAGUGAAAGGUAAAACGGAAAAUGAUUUACUAAAGUUAGCGUUUAAACACAUUUAUAUUCUACGACCGGGUUUUAUUAAACCCAUGCAUAAAAAUUCACACACUGCUUGGUAUGAAAAACUAGCAAAUCCGUUGUAUUAUCCAGUCAAAUUAGUAGCACCAUCAAAAGUUAUUACAUCUACUGACUUCGCAAAUGUUAUGUUAUUUAUAACGAAACAUGGCCUAGAAGAUAUAGGUAAUAAACCAUUGCAUAAUAAAGAUAUGAACCAAAUUAUAAAACAAUAUCAUCUAACCAGUUAA